AUGAGCAAUUCCCCCUACGACGCCAAAAUAAAGUCCAUUGAAGCCUCAGACCAAGGCAAAUGGAUCCAGACAAGAAAGAUCAACUAUAUCGAUCCUGCUGGCAGGGAGAGAGUUUGGGAAAUGGCCGUAAGGACAACCAGAACUGAGACUACCGGGUUGGACGCCGUUUCCAUCUUCGCUCUCCUCAAGAAACAGGGCCAGCCGAAUGAGUUGGUGCUAGUGAAGCAAUUCAGGCCACCAUGUGAAAAGGUAGUGAUUGAAAUGCCCGCAGGGCUCAUUGACCCCAAUGAAUCGGUCGAGGCGACUGCUGAGAGAGAAUUGAUUGAAGAAACUGGUUACCACGGGAAGGCCACGAGCAGUUCCCAUCAGGCGCUCACCAUGUUCAGUGAUCCGGGGCUCACCAACGCCAACAUGGCGUUGGUCACAGUGGACGUUGACUUGGAUGACCCAAAAAAUCAGAAUCCGAAGGCCGAAAAUGACGAUGGCGAGUUCAUCGAGGUGUUCACGUUGCCCAUUGAAAGGCUCUUGCAGGGCCUCCAGGAUACUUGUCAGAAAGAGGGUUGUGUGGUGGAUGCUAGAUUGUAUCACUUUGCUGCUGGCAUUGACGUUGCUAGAAAGGCGUUGCAGUGA
Molecule: messenger RNA, 630 nt
Organism: Candidozyma auris
Lineage: Eukaryota; Fungi; Ascomycota; Pichiomycetes; Serinales; Metschnikowiaceae
Gene: YSA1
Product: ADP-ribose diphosphatase
Exons: 1
Coding region: 1-630 (209 amino acids)
Biological process (GO): ribose phosphate metabolic process; nucleoside phosphate metabolic process
Cellular component (GO): nucleus
Molecular function (GO): ADP-ribose diphosphatase activity
Source: RefSeq, a predicted model, not a curated record